This is a messenger RNA of Erinaceus europaeus (western European hedgehog), 1412 nucleotides long. RefSeq names its product inhibitor of growth family member 2 (gene ING2). The coding region runs from base 398 to 1258 and encodes 286 amino acids. Gene Ontology annotation, biological process: positive regulation of DNA-templated transcription. The transcript has 2 exons. The record is from RefSeq and is a predicted model, not a curated record. Gene Ontology annotation, cellular component: nucleus. Lineage: Eukaryota; Metazoa; Chordata; Mammalia; Eulipotyphla; Erinaceidae.
CGGCGAGCGGCUGGUCCCGGGGAUCUGAGCGGCGGGGCGCCCCGGGUUCCCCCCCUGAGGGGGCCUGGCCAGGGAGUGUCAACGCUUGAGUCUCCCGCAGCCGCCCCGCGGGGCGCCGUGGGGGCGGAUCCCCGCUUGCUCGAGUCCCGGGGAGGGCGGGGAGACAGGAGGGAGCCCUGAGCGGGGCCCCGCCCCGGGGCUCGUUCCGCGGGGGCGGGGAGCGAGGGCCGCUCCCGGCGAUCGGGAGCCUCUGCGGUGUCCUCUCCAGCGGCCGAGGUUCCUCAGCGCGCCGGGAGUCCCGAGCAAGGGGCGGCAGCGGCGGCCGUGGCCGGUGCAUGUGCGACCGCUGGAUGCGGAGGAGGCGGCGGCGGCGGCGAGGGGCAGCGGCGGCGGCAGGAUGUUGGGGCAGCAGCAGCAGCAGCAGGGGCAGCAGCAGCAGCUUUACCCGGCGGCCGCGCUGCUGAGCGGGGAGCGCAGCCGGCUGCUGACUUGCUACGUGCAGGACUAUCUCGAGUGCGUGGAGUCGCUGCCCCACGACAUGCAGAGGAACGUGUCGGUUCUGCGGGAGCUGGACAACAAAUAUCAAGAAACAUUAAAGGAAAUUGAUGAUGUCUAUGAAAAAUAUAAGAAAGAAGAUGAUUCAAACCAGAAAAAACGCCUACAACAGCAUCUCCAGAGAGCAUUAAUCAAUAGCCAAGAAUUAGGAGAUGAGAAAAUUCAAAUUGUCACACAAAUGCUCGAAUUGGUGGAAAAUCGAGCAAGGCAAAUGGAGCUACACUCACAGUGUUUCCAAGAUCCUGCUGAAAAUGAACGAGCCUCAGAAAAAGCCAAGAUGGAUUCCAGCCAACCAGAAAGAUCUUCAAGAAGACCCCGUAGACAGCGAACCAGUGAAAGCCGUGACUUAUGUCACAUGACUAAUGGAAUUGAAGACUGUGAUGAUCAGCCACCUAAGGAAAAGAAAUCCAAGUCAGCAAAGAAAAAGAAACGCUCCAAGGCCAAGCAGGAACGGGAAGCUUCACCUGUAGAGUUUGCAAUAGAUCCCAAUGAACCCACGUACUGUUUAUGUAACCAAGUGUCUUACGGGGAAAUGAUUGGAUGUGACAAUGAACAGUGUCCAAUUGAAUGGUUUCACUUUUCGUGUGUUUCACUUACCUAUAAACCAAAGGGGAAAUGGUAUUGCCCAAAGUGCAGGGGAGAUAAUGAGAAAACAAUGGACAAAAGUACUGAAAAGACAAAAAAGGAUAGACGAUCUAGGUAGUAAAGGCCAUCCACAUUUUAAAGGGUUGUUUGUCUUUUAUAUAUAAUUCUUUCCAAAUCUGCUUUCAGAAAAUGUUUUAGGGUAAAAUGCAUAAGACUAUGCAAUAAUUUUUAAUCAUUAGUAUUAAUGGUGUAUUAAAAGUUGUUGUACUUUG